Messenger RNA from Toxorhynchites rutilus septentrionalis, 771 nucleotides. Its product is annotated as chymotrypsin-2-like. NCBI's taxonomy places the organism in Eukaryota, Metazoa, Arthropoda, Insecta, Diptera, Culicidae. The record is from RefSeq and is a predicted model, not a curated record. Gene Ontology annotation, molecular function: serine-type endopeptidase activity. Gene Ontology annotation, biological process: proteolysis. The transcript is spliced from 2 exons. The coding region runs from base 1 to 771 and encodes 256 amino acids.
AUGCAUCGUUUGAGUCUUCUACUUGUCGUGGCCGGAUCAUUUGCAGUUUUGGGCAAUGUACUUCCCCCCAACCGUACCAACGAGGGCGAAGAACGCAUAGUUGGAGGAUCGAACGCGGCGCCUGGUCAGUUCCCCUACCAGGCGUCACUACGGUCAGCAUUCAAUGUUCAUUUUUGUGGUGGUUCCAUCAUCAGCAGUCGAUACGUUCUGUCGGCCGCUCACUGUACUUUCGGACGAUCUGUAGCCGAUACUCGUGUCGUAGUUGAAACUCACCUGUUGAGCAGUGGUGGUAUCAUGCAUCAAGUUUUUCGUAUCGUGAAUCAUGAUUUGUUCAACCGUAACUAUAUGGCAAAUGACGUAUCGCUUUUGCAAACAGUUUAUACGAUCGCCUUCAAUAACUUGGCGCAACCUAUCCCUCUUGGAACUGCAUUCAUUGAUACAGCAUACGCAGCAGUCGCUUCGGGAUGGGGACAAUUGGGUGCAAAUCUCCAUUCGCCUGACAACCUCCAAUUUUUGUAUAAAAAUAUUAUAAGUCUUGGGGAUUGUCGAGCUCGCCUAGGUGGUAAUGCUGUGAUGGUAUAUGAUAACACCAUUUGUUCGCUGGCGCCUUAUGGUCAAGGAAUAUGCAUGGGCGAUUCAGGUGGUCCGUUGGUACACGGUGGUGCCGUUCACGGAAUCGCAUCGUGGGUAAUUCCGUGUGGCGUAGGAUUUCCAGAUGUGUACGCCCGUGUGGCAUCCCAUUUCAACUGGAUUAUGCUCAAUGCCAUAUAA